This is a messenger RNA of Mycena indigotica, 780 nucleotides long. RefSeq lists its product as uncharacterized. The transcript is spliced from 2 exons. The record is from RefSeq and is a predicted model, not a curated record. Lineage: Eukaryota; Fungi; Basidiomycota; Agaricomycetes; Agaricales; Mycenaceae. Bases 1 to 780 code for a protein of 259 amino acids.
AUGUCCUACUCGUCGUUUUUCAUCUCAGGACUUCUCUCCCCAGCGUCCUCAGCCCCAACAUCGGAAAGAAGGUCGUCUUUACCAGUAUCCGGUCACUCGAGAACACCGUCAGAAGUGUCGCACUUCUACUUUACGCCAACACGCGACGAUUACCGUUCAUUCCUCUCACUGGAUCUAGCCCACCGACGGUCCAUUGGUCCAUUCUCUUUUGACUCCGUGAUGGUUCCAGACUCACCAACUGUACCACCAUCUCCGCGUAUUUUGCCGUCUGCUAAACCUGCUCCGAUGACCUCUCUUCCGAGUCUUCCCGAUAACAACAAUCUCGAUGUCCUCAACCCUUCUCUUUCACGAAGUCCCACCCCUGUUCAGCGCAAACCUUCUGUUGCCUCACAGGCGACCCGGGCUUCUGCGACAUCUUCAACGGUGUCUACGCACUACCGUCGCACGCGUAGAGAUCGCGCAUUGGAGCGUCUGGAAGGAAAGAGGCCCGUAAAACCGAAAUUUGAGGUCACGGGCAACUUCAUCAGUCUGAGCGAAGAUGAAGACGAGGACCAAAUCCUCCCUGCGGAUGAGGAAAUCGACCUCUCAUUGACGAACGACCAACUGGCCAUGCUUAUCGACAACCCUUAUUAUGUUCCCACCCCGCCUGCCUCCGCCGAACCUCCCAAGCGCGCUCGUCGCAAGACUGUUCUCGGCCUGCAGUCUUUCAUGGACUUCCGCAAUGAUGACGACUCUAACUCACGCUGGAGCUGGCGAAGCUUCAUAGAGAUAGCGACAUGA